AUGGCUGCCGAUUAUCAGCGGCACGAGUACACGACGGCUUAUCAGCCCAAGCACCAGGACUACACGACCAAGCACAUGGAGUACACCACAGCUUACGAGGCACCCAAGAAGGCUUACACGACCGCGUACGUCGCACCCAAGCAGGAGUACACCACGGCUUACGAGGCACCCAAGCAGGAGUACACGACCAAGCACAUGGAGUACACCACAGCUUACGAGGCACCCAAGCACCAGGAGUACACCACGGCUUACGAGGCACCCAAGCAGGAGUACACCACGGCUUAUGAGGCACCCAAGAAGGCUUACACCACUGCCUACGUCGCACCCAAGCAGGAGUACACCACCAAGCACCAGGAGUACACCACUGCCUACGAGGCACCAAAGCACCAGGAGUACACCACCAAGCCCGCCUACCCACGCUACACCCAGCACCAGGAGUACACCACACGCCCCGUCUACACCACGCAGCCACCCGUCUACACCACACAGCCACCCGUGUACACCACAGAGGCCGUGUACACCACACGCCCCGUGUACACCACCAAGCCACCAGUCUACACCACCAAGCCACCCGUGUACACGACCAAGCACCAGGAGUACACGACGGCCUACGAGGCGCCCAAGAACGAGUACACGACGAAGAACGACUACGCCUACGCCGACAACAACUCUGGCGCCUCUGGUGCUGGUGAUGCCGCUGCAGGCCUCUCUGCGGGCGCCAUUGCCGGCAUUGUGGUUGGCGCGCUGCUGCUUGUCGGCGCCGUUGUUGGUGGCGUCUUCUUCGCCAAGCACCGCGCCAACGCCUCUUCCUCCUCCUCCGCCGCCGUCGAGUCCGUCUAAGCAGCAGCAGUAGCAGCAGCAGCUGACAGCAGAGGCAUCACCAGCAGCAGCGACAGAGGCAGUGCCGGCUGCUGCUUUGCUCUCUGUGACGACGACGACGAUGACGAUGACGGGAUGAUGACCAUGCUUGCUUGCUUGCUUGUUGCACCAUUUUGUUCAUCUGCGUUUCUUUUCAUUCACCUGUCUGUUUGACCUCCUAACACCACCACCCCUCCUUCCUUGCUUUGCUGUCCUGCUGUGCCAGCCAUGACGGGUGUUGUUUUUGUUUACAUAUAUUCACCUCCCUACCGCAAAACACUUGGAUGUCUGCUUAACCCCCCUGCUGUUGUGAGGCGUUGUCUCUCUGUCCGGUCCUGUCCUGUGUGUGAAAUGAUGAUGGUUGCUGGUCCUGUGUCGCUUCAUGCCUCCAAUAAACGAAACCACAG
Salpingoeca rosetta is the source of this 1265-nucleotide messenger RNA. RefSeq lists its product as uncharacterized. Lineage: Eukaryota; Choanoflagellata; Craspedida; Salpingoecidae. The record is from RefSeq and is a predicted model, not a curated record. The transcript has a single exon. The coding region runs from base 1 to 840 and encodes 279 amino acids.